Symbiodinium pilosum is the source of this 633-nucleotide messenger RNA. NCBI's taxonomy places the organism in Eukaryota, Dinophyceae, Suessiales, Symbiodiniaceae. The record is from the annotation of a GenBank genome assembly.
AUGGACCGCCAAGAUUUCGAACCUGGCGACCACAUCAUCAGACGACGUUUUGGUUAUGACCAUCAUGCAAUAUUCGAUGGCUGGGCCAAUGCUACGGAAGCCUACGUGAUCCAUCAUCCUGUAGGGAGGCGAACGAACCCGUUGCGUGGUCAAAUACGGCAUGAGCUCCGAGACGUUUCCGAAUAUGCUUUGGUAAAGCGGACCAAGUUCUGGAAAGAGCACAUUCGCGAGUGGGGGAAGCUGGCUACAAUGUGGUCUCUACAGGUUCGAGGUGCCUUGCUAGGCGCACCACAAGGGGCAUGUGCUGGAGCCAUGAUGGGAGCAGCUUUGGUCCCAGCCGCCACUUUCUGGGGAAGUCCGACAUUAGGAAAGUACGCCGUGGCGUUGGGUGUCAUGGCUGCUCCCGUGAAAUGGCCCGCGAUGGUUGAUGCCUCGGAUGUUCUGUGUGACAAGCUGCUGCUGCUGCUGCUGCUGCUGCUGCGGCUGCGGCUGCCUGGAACGUUUUUGUUCCGCUCUUCUUGGCCGGAUUACACAAGAUGCUGGUCUAUGAUAGUAGGUGGAACGUCGCCCAAGCAAGCCAACAAGAAAAUGCUGCUGGGCAUUGAAACGCAACACACAGAGGCGUGGAGAUGA